Molecule: messenger RNA, 1397 nt
Organism: Haliotis rubra (blacklip abalone)
Lineage: Eukaryota; Metazoa; Mollusca; Gastropoda; Lepetellida; Haliotidae
Exons: 3
Coding region: 79-1311 (410 amino acids)
Source: RefSeq, a predicted model, not a curated record
CCUCUCUAUCACCAUUGACAGGAUCGGGGAGUCGGUUGGAUUUCGCAGAGCUCAGAAACCACCUGUACACUUUCCAGCAUGCAGACCCCUGUAACACGAGGUGUUACGGACCGGAAGUUGACCGGCGGCCCUACCGCUCGCAGAGGUAUAUGGGUAAAGAAGCCGGAAGCGAAGUACCCUGGCCUGACCGUCUUGAGGGAACGUCAAGCCAAGACUGUCAGCAGAACGUACACCACCGUCGUCAACGUUCCCAUCUUGAGACAUACAACAGCCACGCCGGCGGAAAUACAAGAAAAACGCGAGCGGAUCCACGAGGAGAAGAAGGUCUCGGCUGUCAAGAUGGAGAGGAGGAUUUCCAGCUUCUGCGACGCCUACCGUCUGCCCAUCCCUGAAACCAACUCUCAUUCUACAAUCAAGAAGGAUGCACCUUGGUUGACGUCGCGAGCUGACGGCACCGAACACAGCCAUGUCAUCAACGCUGCAAUUCCUCGUGGCGAUAACGGCAUCAACCAGAACGGCAACAACACCGUCCCCUUAGACCUCAAGCAGUGCCACCUCUUCUACAGUGACACGGGCAUCGCGUCAUGGCGGGUGGCUAUGAGCAAAGAUGGCGAGAUCGCCCGACUCAGCCCCGUCAAGCGGAACACAUCGUUCCGCGAGUACUCAUGGCGGUUGUCGUACCUCGUGUGUCAGGGGAAGCGGCAGAUGAGGCUGAUGGCGAGAGAUGAGCAGGAGAAAUGUGGUCCUCUACCUCUGUUCAGUCAACACUCACUGGUCCGGCAGCUGGAGUUUGAAAUGCCUGAAUGCAACGAGUCCUACAGACAGGAGGGGAUCCCGAUCUCACGGGCGGUCAGAAUGAUGUUCCAAACAGCCGACAUGGAAGCUUUUGAGAAAGAUAUGGAUCAGAAGAAAAGGUUGUUCUACAAGAAACCUAAACCUGAUCUGUACCUGGUGGACGUGGCUCCCAAGAACAGAGGCCUGGUUCCCAAAGACAAGCCGAAAGCAGAGGCACAUCCCGUAGAGCCUGAAGACGGUUUGUCUGUUUCAGAGCGACCCGAUAAAGAGGCAGACGAUACUUCCUCACGUGAGCUAAGCGACGACAACGCCAACAACGACAAGGCCGAGAGCCCAGAACCAACCCAGAGCCACCAACUAAUCCUCGAGGAUCCUAAAACUGAAGUCGAGAUCCAAAUGCAGACCCCUGAUCCUGUGAACCUACCCACCCCCACCCCACCGGUGACACCCACCCCUACUCCGGGAGUCAAGGAAAAGAAAGUCACCUCUCAGCCUGGGUGCUGCGCAUUCCUCUGAUGUAGUGAUAGGUCUCACGUUCAGCUUUGUCAGCUGAGAUAUAUUUUCCAUUUUUCGUGUUUCUGGAAGUUUACGAUUGUUUAGCU